Molecule: messenger RNA, 816 nt
Organism: Peromyscus eremicus (cactus mouse)
Lineage: Eukaryota; Metazoa; Chordata; Mammalia; Rodentia; Cricetidae
Product: zinc finger protein 791-like
Exons: 2
Coding region: 19-774 (251 amino acids)
Biological process (GO): regulation of transcription by RNA polymerase II
Molecular function (GO): DNA-binding transcription factor activity, RNA polymerase II-specific; RNA polymerase II cis-regulatory region sequence-specific DNA binding
Source: RefSeq, a predicted model, not a curated record
GUUAGGUUAGGUUACCUUAUGAGACAUAAAAUAACUCACACUGUUGAGAAGUCUUUUGUAUGUAAUCGUGGUGCAAAGCCCUACACGUGUAAUCAGUGUAGGAAAAGUUUUUCUUGCUCUACUUCCCUUCGAAGACACACAAGAAUCCACACUGGAGAGAAACCCUAUGUAUGUAAACAAUGCGGGAAAGCCUUCAUUACUGCUAGUAACCUUCAAGUACAUGAACGAACUCACACUGGGGAAAAACCUUAUGUAUGUAAGGAUUGUGGGAAUGCCUUUAGCUUUACUUGUUCUGGUUCUCUAAAAACACAUGAAAGAACUCACACUGGGGAGAGGCCCUAUGUGUGUGAGCACUGUGGGAAAACCUUUGGUUAUUCCAGUACCCUUAAAACACAUGAAAGAAUCCACACUGGAGAGAGGCCCUAUGCAUGCAAGCAGUGUGGGAAAACCUUUCGUUAUGGUUUUUAUGUUCAAAGACAUGAACGAAUCCACAAAAGAGAGAGGCCCUAUGCAUGUAAGCAGUGUGGGAAAGGCUUUCGUUAUGCUUUUUAUGUUCAAAUCCAUGAACGAAUCCACAGCAGCAAGAGACCCUAUGAAUGUAAGAAGUGUGGGAAAGGAUAUAUAGCUUCUAAUCAACUGAAAAUACAUGAAAGAACUCACACUGGAGAGAGACCUUAUGUAUGUAAGCAGUGUGGGAAAGGCUUCUUGACAUCAUACCGUUUGGGAAGACAUGCACUGACUCAUAGUAGAACAAAUAAAGAUGUUUGUAGGUAGCAAGAGAAAGUCUUCUUUUGGUUAGUUCUUACAGAAAUCAAA